Hippopotamus amphibius kiboko is the source of this 7822-nucleotide messenger RNA. RefSeq names its product pleckstrin homology domain containing M3 (gene PLEKHM3). NCBI's taxonomy places the organism in Eukaryota, Metazoa, Chordata, Mammalia, Artiodactyla, Hippopotamidae. The transcript is spliced from 8 exons. Bases 465 to 2741 code for a protein of 758 amino acids. The record is from RefSeq and is a predicted model, not a curated record.
AAGCGCUUGUAAACAGAGCCGGGCCUGGAUGGUCGGUGGUGAAACCUGCCGUCACCGUGUGGCGGGCGGGCUGCUGAAGCCGAACCCCAGCCAGGAGUAAGCUGCAGGCCCCGCAGGUGAAGGGAGAGAAGCAGCCGGCGGCCAGGAAAUUAAAGAUGGUCAUGGCAUUGCCUUGACAAGCACUUCCUGUUGUCUUUACAGAGGUCUCAUUGAAGGAUAAUCUCAAAGGAAUGUUUGUCUCCCAGUACCUUUGUUGAUGGCUGUUAUCAUCUAGCAGAUGCUUUUAAUGUCCCGGAAGACAUCAACCACCCUUGUGCUUGGCCUGCUCUGGGCAGCUGUAUGAAAGGUCCUUCCAGUUGUUUCCAGAACUCUGUUGCCCAAAGCACCUCUCUUCGUCGGGUGAAUGUUCAUGAAGCCCUUUCCUGAACCAGCCUAGGAGGCUUAGGCCUCUUGGAGCCUGUGACAUGGAAGCUUUGGAAGUGGAUGAUAUCAGCCCAGCCUUGGAAGUUACUGAGGAUUUCUUUAGUACCUUCGAUAGUAAGCUGGAAAAGGCCGUGCAGCAAGCAGAGGUUUACGGAAUUCAGGAAGUCCCUGAACUGGUGGGGCGUGAGGUCCUCAGUAACAUAGACAAUGGUGCUAUCAGAAAUGUCGCCUCCCUGGGCAAGGGAGGCAUGAUCUGGGACCACUGUAAGACCAGGCUCUUAGAAACCAAAGCUCAAAAUGUCUUCCCUGCCAAAGAACAGUUUAUGGUCCAGAAAGGGACAACCCCAGAUAACCUGUCCUGGAUGGAGCAAAAGGAAGCUUCAACCUUUAAUUUUUUCAACAUCUGUCAGCGACGGAGGGACAGACCUCGUUCUGUGAAUGACUUGCUGGAUGAGACCUCUACUUUUAAGCCCGGCCAUGCUCGAUCAAGGUCAGAUAUUACCCAGGUGGACUGGAGGGUGAUCCUUAAAACCACGCCUCUGCAGCAGCAGCAGCAACCGUCUCUUCAGGGCCCUCACUUCACCAGGCCGUCGUUGCUGUUGUCCUCAUCAAACAAGGUAGAAGAUGCUCAAGGAAACAUGGAGCACAAGCAGGCGUUCCCAAACAUCCUGAAGAAGGGUUACCUGGAGAUUCGGAAGGACCAUGACAGUUACUGGCAAAGCUGUUAUGCAGAACUCUCCCCCUACAGCUUAUACUUCUACAGCCUCGACAGCAGUGGGAAUCAAAACCUCUAUGCCACGUACCAGCUGUCCCACUUCCAGAGCAUAUCUGUUCUAGGCAACCUCGAGGCCAGGCUGGUGGAUACUGUUCUGUAUGACAACACUCAGCUGCAGCUAAAGGCAGAGUCGCCCUGGGAGGCUUUGGACUGGGGGCAGAAGCUUUGGGAAGGCGUGCACGCUGCCGCACCUGCUUACGUGGGACGGCCAGAGGAGCUGGCCAACUCGCCGGGGCUCGGUCAUCACGUCGACUGUCCACAGAAUCAUUGUUUACAGAAGAAAUCCAGCGAGCUGCUCGUGCCAUCCCCUGUCUUAGAUAGCCCCAGACAGUACCAGAACAUCCUCAGAUCAGGGAUGCUGUACAGGCUGACUGUCCAAAACAACUGGAAGGCGUUUAUGUUUGUGCUGAGCAGGGCCUACCUGAUGGCUUUUCAGCCUGGGAAGCUGGACGAGGAUCCCCUGCUGAGCUACAACGUGGACGUGUGUCUGGCCGUCCAGAUGGACAACCUGGACGACUGUGACUCUUGCUUUCAAGUCAUUUUCCCCCAAGAUGUCCUCCGCCUCCGUGCUGAGACCCGGCAGAGGGCGCAGGAGUGGAUGGAGGCUCUGAAAACAGCUGCCAAUGCGGCGAGGAGUUCAGAAAAAAACCUGCAAGUCAUGCUGAGGACCAAACCCAAGGAUCAGAUGGGUGGGCACGAGCUCAGGAAGAACAAACGCCAGUCUGUGACCACCAGCUUCCUCAGCAUCCUGACAACUUUGUCUUUGGAACGAGGACUCACUGCUCAGAGUUUCAAAUGUGCAGGAUGCCAGCGAUCCAUAGGCCUUUCCAGCGGGAAAGCCAAGGUGUGCAAUUACAGCGGGUGGUAUUACUGCAGCAGCUGCCACGUGGACGACAGUUUCCUCAUCCCGGCCCGCAUCGUCCACAACUGGGAUACUUCAAAAUAUAAGGUGUCUAAGCAGGCCAAAGAGUUUCUGGAGUACGUGUACGAAGAGCCCCUGAUCGACAUCCAGCAGGAGAACCCCAUGCUGUACGGACACGCCGAGCCGCUGGCCACCGUGGUGCGGCUGCGGCAGCGGCUGAAAUCGCUGCGAGCCUAUUUGUUCAGCUGCCGGGCAGCGGUGGCCGAGGAUCUGCGCCGCAGAAUUUUCCCCAGAGAAUACCUCCUUCAACAGAUCCACCUGUAUUCCCUCGCUGAUCUGCAGCAGGUGAUAGAGGGAAAGCUGGCUCCAUUCUUGGGCAAGGUCAUUAAAUUUGCCACCUCACAUGUGUACAGCUGCAGUCUUUGUAGCCAGAAGGGGUUCAUCUGUGAAAUCUGUAACAAUGGAGAGAUCCUCUACCCUUUUGAAGAUAUUUCAACAAGCAGGUGUGAAAGCUGUGGAGCCGUUUUCCACUCUGAAUGCAAAGAGAAGUCUGUCCCCUGCCCGAGGUGUGUCCGCCGAGAGCUGCAGAUGAAGCAGAAGUCUUUCUGGCGGAGGCUGAACAUGGACGAGAGCCUGGAGGAGGCUUGCAACAUGUUUGAGCUGUCCUACCAGAACACCUGACUCAGCGGGAGCCCAAGGCCGGGCAGUGACCUCUCAACCAUCCAUCAGCCCCAGUGGCUUCCUAACUAGCCAGUUAGACCCCUCUGGGAGCAGAGUACGUCUCAUCCUCAGCUAGAUGUAGAAAUAUAUUUAUAAAUGUACACACACACCCCUAUACGUCCUGUACGUAUGUUCUGUAUAAGUCAUUGUCCUAAAGGUCCACGGACCUUUGUGGCUCAAAAAAUUACCAGUAGCCGAAUUACACUUAGCCAUGAGUCUCAGCUGCUCGCUCCCAAGCAAAACGUGGUUUACACACAAGGCUUUAUGGUUCAGACUUUUGGGGGGGCUCUCAGGGGCCAUUUAUUACACAGGACACAGGAGAAAGCAUUGCCUACAGAACAACAGUGCUUCGAGUUCUUUUUGUGUUAUUUAUUUUUAGCCUUCACAGAGGAUGAAGUAACUGAGGCAAGCACCCAUCAUCAUAUUUCAUAAGAAAGUCUUCGAAACACAGCAAUGACUCCUGGAUCCUUCCAGAACCCAGUGUCCCUGGCUCUCACCUCGGUGUCUCCGCGGAGGCAGGAGUCACCUCAGCUGAGUUUGAUGGCUUGGAAAUCAGGAGUGCGAGCCCCCUGUGAGAGAAAGCACGUGUCCCUAAUUUAUCAGGGGAGCUAGUGCUGGUUUUGAAGUUAAUCUCAGAAAGGGUUUUGCUUGAGAGGACACCUCAGUAACCUACAUGUCGAUCUGUUUGCUGAUACGCAUCCGAUGCCUGCCCAGGGGUGUGGUGCUCCACGGUAUUUGCCAGGCUGGAAACAUGGCUUCCUUUUUUUUUUUUUGGCCCACAGGCUUAGUAGCUUCGUGGCAUGUGGGGUCUUCCUGGAGCAGGGAUCGAACCUAUGCAUUGGCAGGCAGAUUCUUAACCUCUCUGCCACCUAGGAAGCACAAAACAUGGCUUUCUUAAGAGCAGUCUUCCAGGCGUUUCAUGGGUAACAGUUAUGAUUUUUAAUGGUGCUGGCCUGAGGAAGUUGCCUAGGAUUGUUGUUAAAUACAUCAGUUUGUAGACCAGGAGGUCAGAUAUAGAGCACGCACAUUCCAAGAGACGGUCUGCAAUUUCUUUUUGCAGAAUCCGGUGUAGGUGAUUCCCACCUAGUCAUCAUAUUUGUUGUUCAUUGUUCUUCACUGCCCUUUCAUUUUGACUUUUAAUUGGUCCAUGUAACCACUCCAGCUUUCAUAUUUUUUUUGUUUUGAAAAAGCUUGGAACUUCAAAAUAUCAACUUCAGACUAUUAAGAACAUACCAAACUUACAAAUAUAAUUAAUGAAUUGAAUCUAAUAUUAUUUAAAUAAGUAUAUAUAUAUGCAAUUGCCACUAUAAACUGAAGUGAAAAGUGCUAGAAUAAUAUCGUAGGAAUAAGAAGUAGGAUGAAUUGCUUAGGCGUUUGGCAGGGGGGUGUUCUGCCUCUGCAGUGCCCUUCUAAGAGCCAGCGUAGCAGCCACUGUGACCCACAAGGCAGAUAGGAUGGCACUGGAAAUCAUGGCUCCCAUUCCUCCCACCCUCUUUCCAGAACAGAAAAAUAAGCUUAUAUUGAAACAGUUCUCAAUAGGCUGUAUGAGAAGAUUCUGUAUGUUUCCACUGAGCAGAUGCCUUCAAUGCCUUCAUGGUUUAGUAGUUUCACUACGAAUAGAAUCUGGAGAAUCAGUGGCUCACAGAGUCCAUGGGACAUUUAACCCCACUGCUCCUUUCCACCGCACCUGGCUCCCUGCAGAUCCCAACUCAUGAUGCUUCUGUCCAUUUACGCAGACUGUUAGAUGUGAGGAUUUCACCUCACAACCCAUGCCAGUUCCUUUGGCCCCAGACCACACAUUUCAGUGUAAUAGCUCAGCACCAGGCAUGCAUUUCUUUUCUGAUUAUACAGUAGCUGUAACCAAGGCAUGAAACCUUGUUAGAAGGCCAGGACCCCAUUCAUGAGACGGCUUAUGGUGCCUUUCACUCUUAGAAAAACAAGUUGACGCCCCCCAACCCCCACCCCGCUACGUUAUAGAGACGGUUGCACGCAAAAGAAAAAGGGUGGAAAAUCUCAAGCGCUUGGCAAACAGGCAAACAAAUUUGAUCAUCUCCCCUUUCCUCCUCUCUUUCGUGAAAUACAGUAUUUAUAUUUUCCAGCCUCAGAGAAGAUAGCAGAACAUGAUCUUUCACAAGAGAAUUAUAGACCUGCUUAUUAUAAAACAGAUGUGCUCCGAUGGCAAAGUGCCUUUUCCCUCCGCCCGCAGCUCCGUCACUGUAGCUUACUUCUGCCUUCGCCGUAAUUAAUGGAUCUGUGAUUCCGACUGUCAGCAAGGCCGCCCCCAGCACACUGCACUUGAAGACCUGAAGUGCAGGGCCAUCUCCUCCCCUUCUAGCAUGUUCGCUGUAUGUACAGAAUUUCCUGUCCUAUCUCAUAGGCACCCAGGGUCAGACCCGCUGACAGUCAGGGUGACAUUCUGGAUCUUUGUUCUCAAGGCCUUUGCUUUCACCAGGCCCAUUUAGAGGCGCUGCUGAAUAUUGGCAGUCCCUGGAAACUCGUAAGGAGAACUUUCCACCCACAUUGUUUUCUGCUUAUUUUCAAAAGGGAAAAAAAAAAAAAUGAAUGUGCUAUCACCAUCAGCUACCCAGAACUGGACCCGUACCCUAGCUGCUUCUAUUCUGUCUCCUCUUUGUGGAGCCCCGACAGCCUGCCCAGUGCCAGCCACAGGGCUACAUGACACCCUCAGUCACCACCACCCAAAUCUGAUAGGCCAGAGCAGAGCUGGCUUCGGAGUUUGGCCCACCACGAAAAUUCAAAAUUGCCCUCUUCAGCCCAGAAUACCUUAGCGCACAUGAACGCCCUUACUGUUUUCAACGCUAACAGAUUACUUAGUGCACUGUAGGUAAUUGUUCGACUGCUCAGAAACUUGAAACAAAAGCAAAUCUGUGGAUUACCACCUCCUUAGGACCAAGCUAAUAUCUGCUUUCCCUCAUGGUCCGUUUUUCAUCCCAUAUUAAAUAUCAUGCACAUAAAGCACAUGAGAAAAUGGCCAACUAAUCUAGAGCUGGCAGCCAACUCAGGCAAACCUCUUUUCUCUUGAAAGGCCCACUCCCUGGUGUAUCACUUGAGGAAAUCCUUCCUCACAGCGCCAGAAACUCAUGUGUGAGACAGUCCAACCCUGGUGAAAUGUUGGCAUCUCACCCUGCAGUAAAGAAGCCAGUUCCUAAAAUAGACCUCAGUUUGCAUCGCGGCAGGAAGGCCACAAAGUACUUAAAAAGCAGUCAACUGGGAUGGGAGUCAUGUUCUUUCCAGGGCGGCUCUUUCUCGAAGUUGAAAGCUCUUUAUAAGAAAACCACGUAAACGCUCAUCUUCCCCCUUUGCUUCAUUGCCUUUUCAGGGGACUGACUUAUAGUUGUCUUCGUAUUUGUUGUGCUAAAGGGUAAUCUUUUUAGGAGAUUUAAUACUUGAUUAGCUGAGAAGGCAGUCACUUUUGGAUUCUUCUAGAAUAGGCCCCUACGGUAAAGGGAGUAUCGCUAGGACUUGGGAUUUGUGGUUUCCAACCAACCCAGUGGUGUCCUUCAGACUCCCACCGAGGACUGCUGUGAUUUCCUUCUGGCCGCAGUGAUAGCUGAGCUGUUCGUAUGGCUCCAGCUGCUGUAGGCAGCCUUUGCUAAGCUGGAGUGAGUCCCCUUGCAUGGAGUCUGGCAUCUGUUUUUGUCUCUACAUCUGUACACACUGAACACUGACACUGGAUAGUUUCUUCCCAUGCCUUCUCGAAAAACCUUGGCUUCCAACCCCGUGGCUUUGUUCUCUACCCAUGAGCCAGAAAAGGCCUUACAUAAAUCACUACAUCAGGGUAGGACUUGAGUGAGGCCGCAAAUAUUUGGUAACAUUUCUGCAGAGAGGCAUUCAUCUGAGGGAGGCGAGGUACACGCGGCACCUAAUUUAGGGUGAAGCCCAUGCUGCUCUUGUGUUUGGGCAGAAUCCUUCACCCCCACUCAUCUGCCGCACUUGAUUGAAAUAACUGGAUUGUGAAGUAAAGCUUCAACUCCUGAUUCUAAUACUGCCUGGAUUUUAUUAUUUUAUUUUUUGCGUCUCCCAGCAAAAAGCGAUGCAUGCAGUUUUCCCCCUCAUUUCUUGAGUUUUCUGCCUCGAUCCUUUCCUUCCUCUAAGAUAAUGUGAAAAAGUAGAGAAUGGGGGACAAAGCUUAAAGAAGCAAACAUGCCCUUGGUGGCCUGAAUUGAGUCAUCGGAAGCACUGUCCGUUUUCCCUUCCCAGGGCCUUGUUCAUGACCGGGUGUUAACAGCACAGCUCUGUGUUGUGCACCCUGCACCACUCUUCUGCCUUCGGUCUAGGAGAACUAACUGCCCUGCGUAACUACGUGAGCAAGGUGAACAAGCCCUGCUCGGUUCAUCUAAACAGACAAAUGUGAUUUCUAUCAUGUGGGACAGUAUUUCGACAGUUAAGUCCCAGCAGUCCAAGUCAUGGUCAAACUCUAGACAGAAGUCAAAAGAAAAGUGGGAAACACCCUCCCAAGCACACCCACAGUUGUCAGGGCUUUUAUUUUAAAUGGGAUCCAAGUGACGUGAUGGAAGGUGCUGUUAACCUCAAGUGAAAAGACAGCUGCUGUUUGGCUUUGGUUCCUGCCUGUGCAGAGAGAUGCCAUCUUGCUAAAAAGGUCUGGAGCGAAGCCAGUUGUUACCCAUGUAGAAGAUUCAGGCACCUGCAGCAACUGUUAGCACAGCAAGAUUCCCUCCUAGGCCACUGAGCUGCAGCCUAGCCUCUCUGCCCUUCCCUGGAUCUUCCUUGCCCCAGUCCGGAGCCCAGAUUCAGGCCUCAUGGCUGGUAAACUGGCUGGUGGACCACUGGGGCCUGUGGCUUCCGCCCAUGGUGGCCAUCGCAUUCGUUUCUUUUCCCCGUAGGAGUACCUGACAGUACUGCCUAGUGCAUCUAGGCUAUCUGACCCCCUUGAAGCCCGCAGGACCCUUUGCCUCAAUAUGGAUCACUUUGCUUCUUCCCUGCUGGCUGCUCUUUGUACAGGCAGACUCAGAGCCUACGUAUUCCACACGCAUGUCAGACCUUUCACCUUCUUUUAACCUGGU